UUAAUAAUUGUGAGUGAAACACUUUAAGGUUUACCAGCGCUUGUUGUUUGUGAUAAUUUUCUGUGAAAAUAAGUGAGCUUUGAAAUAUAUAUAUAAGGAGAAAUCUAUUUAAAGCAAAUAGGCAAACUAUAUUGAGAAUUACUGCAGAGGAGAACCACUAUUUUUUUUAUUGAAAAACUAAUUUCUUUGUGAAAAAGAAGGUUAAGCACCCUUUCCAAAAUGCAAAUCUUCGUGAAGACCUUGACUGGCAAGACCAUCACUCUGGAGGUUGAACCAUCCGAUACUAUUGAAAAUGUUAAAGCUAAGAUUCAAGACAAAGAAGGAAUCCCCCCAGAUCAACAACGUUUAAUCUUUGCCGGUAAACAACUGGAAGACGGACGCACUCUGUCCGAUUACAACAUCCAGAAGGAGUCUACACUUCAUUUGGUUCUUCGUCUACGUGGUGGCAUGCAGAUUUUCGUCAAAACUUUGACGGGAAAAACCAUCACUUUGGAGGUUGAGCCUUCCGAUACCAUUGAGAAUGUCAAAGCUAAAAUUCAAGAUAAGGAAGGAAUCCCCCCAGAUCAACAACGUUUGAUUUUCGCUGGCAAACAGUUGGAGGAUGGACGCACACUGUCCGACUAUAAUAUUCAAAAGGAAUCCACUCUACAUUUAGUUCUACGCUUACGUGGUGGUAUGCAAAUCUUCGUUAAAACUUUGACGGGUAAAACAAUUACUCUGGAGGUUGAACCUUCCGAUACAAUUGAAAACGUUAAAGCAAAAAUUCAGGACAAGGAGGGUAUUCCUCCAGAUCAACAACGUUUAAUCUUCGCCGGUAAGCAAUUGGAAGACGGACGUACCUUGUCCGAUUACAACAUCCAAAAGGAAUCUACUCUUCACUUGGUAUUGCGUCUCCGCGGUGGUAUGCAAAUCUUCGUAAAGACCCUCACCGGCAAAACCAUCACUUUGGAAGUUGAGCCUUCAGAUACCAUUGAGAACGUAAAGGCCAAGAUCCAAGAUAAGGAGGGUAUUCCUCCAGAUCAACAACGUUUGAUCUUCGCCGGUAAGCAAUUGGAGGACGGACGCACAUUGUCCGACUACAACAUCCAGAAGGAGUCUACUCUUCACUUGGUAUUGCGUCUCCGUGGUGGAAUGCAAAUCUUCGUGAAGACCCUCACUGGCAAAACCAUUACCUUGGAAGUUGAACCUUCAGAUACCAUUGAGAACGUUAAGGCUAAGAUCCAAGAUAAGGAAGGCAUUCCCCCAGAUCAACAACGUUUGAUCUUCGCCGGUAAGCAAUUGGAGGACGGACGUACCUUGUCCGAUUACAACAUCCAAAAGGAGUCUACUCUUCACUUGGUAUUGCGUCUCCGUGGUGGUAUGCAAAUCUUCGUGAAGACCCUCACUGGCAAAACCAUCACCUUGGAAGUUGAGCCAUCUGACACCAUUGAGAACGUUAAGGCCAAGAUCCAAGAUAAGGAGGGUAUUCCUCCAGAUCAGCAACGUUUGAUCUUCGCCGGCAAGCAAUUGGAGGACGGACGCACAUUGUCCGACUACAACAUCCAGAAGGAGUCUACUCUUCACUUGGUAUUGCGUCUCCGUGGUGGAAUGCAAAUCUUCGUGAAGACCCUCACUGGCAAAACCAUCACCUUGGAAGUUGAGCCAUCUGACACCAUUGAGAACGUUAAGGCCAAGAUCCAAGAUAAGGAGGGUAUUCCUCCAGAUCAACAACGUUUGAUCUUCGCCGGUAAGCAAUUGGAGGACGGACGCACCUUGUCCGAUUAUAAUAUCCAAAAGGAAUCAACCCUCCACUUGGUAUUGCGACUCCGUGGUGGUAUGCAAAUCUUCGUGAAGACUCUCACCGGCAAAACAAUCACCUUGGAAGUUGAGCCUUCGGAUACCAUUGAGAAUGUCAAAGCCAAAAUCCAAGAUAAGGAGGGAAUCCCACCAGAUCAACAACGUUUGAUCUUCGCCGGCAAGCAACUUGAGGAUGGACGUACUUUGUCCGACUACAAUAUACAGAAGGAAUCGACACUCCAUUUGGUGCUACGUCUUCGCGGAGGCGCAUUCUAAAUUUAAAUAGAAAAUCGCCAAAUUCAAAAUUCAAGAGUAUUCAAUGUAUCUCGUUAAUUUAGCUCUAUUUUGUAAUUUAACGCUUUUUACAUCAGUUCUGAUUAAAAAUUGAAAUAUACCGUUUUUAUGUUUAAAAGAAAAUAAAUUAUCUGAUGCACUAUUUCAA
This is a messenger RNA of Bactrocera tryoni, 2218 nucleotides long. Its product is annotated as polyubiquitin-C. The transcript has 2 exons. NCBI's taxonomy places the organism in Eukaryota, Metazoa, Arthropoda, Insecta, Diptera, Tephritidae. The coding region runs from base 220 to 2052 and encodes 610 amino acids. Gene Ontology annotation, biological process: protein ubiquitination; modification-dependent protein catabolic process. Gene Ontology annotation, molecular function: protein tag activity; ubiquitin protein ligase binding. Gene Ontology annotation, cellular component: nucleus; cytoplasm. The record is from RefSeq and is a predicted model, not a curated record.